Messenger RNA from Neomonachus schauinslandi (Hawaiian monk seal), 795 nucleotides. RefSeq names its product protein max-like. Gene Ontology annotation, cellular component: RNA polymerase II transcription regulator complex. NCBI's taxonomy places the organism in Eukaryota, Metazoa, Chordata, Mammalia, Carnivora, Phocidae. The record is from RefSeq and is a predicted model, not a curated record. Gene Ontology annotation, biological process: positive regulation of transcription by RNA polymerase II. Gene Ontology annotation, molecular function: protein dimerization activity; DNA-binding transcription factor activity.
AUGAGUGACAACAAUGACAUGGAGAUGGAAAGCUAUGAAGAGCAACCUAGGUUUCAAUCUGCAGCUGACAAACAGGCUCAUCAUAAUGCACUGGAACAAAAACGUAGCAACUACAUCAAAGACAGCUUUCAGAGUUUGUGGGACUCUGUUCCAUCACUCCAAGGACAGCAGGCACCAUGGGCCCAAACCCUAGACAAAGCCACAGAAUAUAUCCAGUAUAUGCAAAGGAAAAACUACACACACCAGCAAGAUAUUGAAGACCUCAAGGAGCAGAAUGCUCUUCUGGAGCAGCAAGUCCGUGCACUGGAAAAGGCAAGAUCAAGUGUCCAGCUGCAGACCAACUACCCCUCCUCAGACAAUAGCCUCUACACCAAUGCCAAGGGCAGCACCAUCUCUGCCUUUAAUGGAGGCUCACACUGCAGUUUGGAGUCAGAGCCCAAAAGGCCCCAAAGCAACAAGAAGCUCCAGAUGGGGAUGUCGGCAAUACAAACUGUCCGUGUCCUCCAUCAACUCACCCUACUUUCGGUUCGCCUACCCCACACUACCCCUUCCCCAUCAGCCUCCCUGGUGUCUCUAGACCAGGGAAAUAAACGGGGAACAGUUUAUGAUUGGGCUGAGCAGUUGAGAGUGAAGAGUAGCAUGCUAUUUGAGGUCAGUAUGGCUUCAAAGUUAAAGGUGCUAGGCCAGAUCACGAUAGAUUUUGAACAGGAAACAUUUCAUGGAGAUUUGGGAAACACAGAAGGAGAGGACUGCAUUUCCAAUCUUGGUGCAAGGAGAGCUCUUGCACACUAUUAA